AUGACUACCUUUGAUGACGAUGCACCUGAUAGUGAAUCUGAUAAAGGUGUCGGGGAACCUGGAGAAGGCAUCCCUAAAGACCUAAUUGGUAGCUUAGUCCGAAGGGUCAAGUCCAGAGGACCAAGGAAAAAGAGGGUGGUUAGUUCUCCAUUUAUUGUUGUAAAGAGAAAGAAGCUGGUAGAAGUUCCGUCCUCAAAUAUAGAUGAUAUAGUACAGCAUAUUUAUGAGUCUUCCACGCCGAUUACCAUACCAUCUCCACGACUCGAUGAAGCUAGGGAAAAGGAGACAGGAGAAGCUUGGGAGGAGGUACAGUCGGGCGCAACUGUUCCAUAUGAAAGUGUCCUCCCUUCUUCAGCCAUAGAGUUCCCCGACAGAGAACUACUACCAUCAAACAUUCAACAGGUGAUCGAUAGCUGUUUAAGAAUGUACAAAGAAAGGGAUGACUUAAUAAUUGCCCAGGGUCACAUUCAUAUUAGUCAAAUUGACCUGGAAGCACUUUGGGAUAAUAAAGAAAUCGGCGUGGAUCAUGUAGAUUUAUUUGCCAUUGGAUUAGAAAACCAUCGGCGUCAGCCCCCUAAUUCUUUUAGACCCUAUUUGUACUUAUCUCUGGCGCAUUGGGGGUUUAGAGACCAUCCUCUACGAGAUAUUGUUGUCCACAUCAUAGUGGAAGCUGUAGCUCAGGUAGAGGCAAUUUUAAUUCCAAUUGUUAAUAAUAGGCAUUGGACUCUACUUGUUGGGAACCAGAAGGACCGCAAGUGGAGAUUCUACAACUCAUUGCCUAAUAAAAUGCAUUUGGGAGUCACACGUGACGUGAUAAGGCAUCUUCAUAAGGACGCCGGGAAUGCUUUCCACAGUGACCCGAGUAAAUGGGAUGUUAGCACGGCUAGAGGAAUUUCCACACAAACUAAUAGCGUCGACUACGGUAUAUUUGUUUGUAAAUAUAUGAAGACACUUGUGCAGAAAGGCAAGAAUAACUGGAAAGAUUUUCAAGACUGGCAGGCUGAGAUGCCUCGGUUUAGGGCAGAGAUAGUAUAUGAAAUUUGA
Phalaenopsis equestris is the source of this 1044-nucleotide messenger RNA. RefSeq lists its product as uncharacterized. Gene Ontology annotation, biological process: protein desumoylation. The record is from RefSeq and is a predicted model, not a curated record. Gene Ontology annotation, cellular component: nucleus. NCBI's taxonomy places the organism in Eukaryota, Viridiplantae, Streptophyta, Magnoliopsida, Asparagales, Orchidaceae. The transcript has 4 exons. The coding region runs from base 1 to 1044 and encodes 347 amino acids. Gene Ontology annotation, molecular function: deSUMOylase activity.